Molecule: messenger RNA, 2007 nt
Organism: Fusarium fujikuroi IMI 58289
Lineage: Eukaryota; Fungi; Ascomycota; Sordariomycetes; Hypocreales; Nectriaceae
Product: related to small s protein
Exons: 2
Coding region: 1-2007 (668 amino acids)
Source: RefSeq, a predicted model, not a curated record
AUGUCCGGAGCCGAGGCCGCGAUCGCUGGCAUAGGAUUUCUCUGCAAUGCAAUGCAGAUCGUCACUUUCGGUAGAGAUAUCCUACAAGUUUACCGUCAAGUUCGGGAUAAAAGUAAUCCUGACCCAAAAUUGGAGGCCUAUCUCAAAAGCGCAAAAACUUGCUUCGACGAUAUGAACAGCUCGGCCUUGGCAACCUUUCAGGUUCUGCCGUUGACCCGAGACCAACAGCAGAUAAUUGAGAUUGGCAAGAAGCUUGAAGACACCAUAUCCCAGCUGCAAUCAAAAUUCUCCCAGCUUCACAUUGAUGAUUCGUCUAGACGUGGAUUCCGCGGGAAGAUCGAUAUAGGCAGAAAAACUUUGGCAUCUCUAUGGGAAGGAAAGGAGCUCGAAAGUCUUGAGGUAAACCUCAAAAGAUACGAGAGCCUUCUUCAUGGUGUCGUGCUACAUCGUAUAUGCAACCAGUCUCAGGCGGCAGAAAUCAGUUCGAAACAGUCCUUUCACCAACUCAACACCAACCUACAAUCAGUCAUCACACAACUAGCAGAUGGCCGCACAUGGAUGUCUGAACUUUCAAUCGAGUUACUGGAGACAAGGAACCGAAUUACCCAAGAGCAUGAAACAACACGUGCAGCUAUCAACACAGGCUUCACUGAUACACAGGGCACCCUUUUGAGUUUCCAAGACUCAAUGUCUCAAGAAUUUCAGGAUAUGGCCCAACGUGAUCAGAACAAAACGUUCGAGCAAGAACACAACCAAUUACUCCAAAGCCUCCGAUUUCCUGAUAUGAGGAGCCGCGAAAAUCACAUAUCUGAAAACUGUCCUGGUACCUUUGAUUGGGUCUUCAAAAACUCCAUUUACUGCAGCUUUCAGCAAAGAGAAGAAAAGACUGGCGGUGUUGGUGAUAUGAUAGAUUCCUCAGAGUUGGACAAUGCAGCAAGACUAUUCGGCCUCAACCGCUUUCCUGCCUGGUUAAAGUCGGAUGCCCGCCAAUUUUGGGUCAGCGGAAAGCCGGCUUCUGGAAAGAGCUCGCUAAUGAAAUUCCUUGCGACCCAUCCCUUCACAUCGCAGCUUCUGCAAGCCCAGCAUAGCAACAUACAAAUUCUCACUCACUAUUUCUGGAAGCCAGGGCAGCCGCUACAGAAGAACAUAGAAGGCAUGACGCGUUCUCUCCUUCAUCAAGUUCUUCAAAAAGAUCGUCUUCUCGCCCAGCGGCUAUGGGCCGAGCAGCCGAAUGUUCAGGAUAAGCGAGAUCGUGGAGAUUGGGAUAUGAAUGAGCUAAAGAAGGCACUAUGCUGGGCGAUCAACUCUUCAGGAAACACUUUCUGCAUCUUCCUCGAUGGGCUGGACGAGGCAAAAGAAUUCGAGGAUUUACCGUGGGGUGACAAUCAGAAUACCCAAAUUAUUUAUGACUUACUCGGUCUCAGUAAUAUCAAGUUCUGUGCAUCCAGCAGGGAAGAGAAUCCUUUCUGCCGCUUCUUCGCAGGGCAACCCUGCCUCAGAACCCAUCAGCUUAAUCGGAACGAUAUCUACCAUUUUGCGAGGAAUAGACUAGAAGUAUCUGGUCUAAGCUAUAAUGAUCGAUCUCGACUUCUAUCGACAGUUGUACGGAAAGCAAACGGCGUGUUCCUCUGGGUCGUCUUAGCUGUCAAGAGCCUCAAUCAGGCAAUACGUUCAGGUGGUGCCAACGAAUUUGAGGAGCGACUCGCACAGACGCCAUCAGAUCUACACGACCUCUUGGUCUAUAUGUGGAAUCGCCCCGGAGAUGAUGCCAAGUUGUCAACUUACGGAAUCGAUGCUUCUCGCUUCUUCAAUCUAGCUCUUACCGCAAUCGACAUCGACAAGGAACUCUGGCGCCAUCGCGGCACUUAUUUACCUCUCCACUCGAUGCGCUCGUUGCUCGUUAUGACUAUAGCCCAGGAGGAUAAUCCAUUCACGUCAAUAUUAAGAGAAGGCCGAGAAAUCCAUGCAGAAGAACUUCAAGCUAGAUGUGCGAGGAUGAUGCCCUAG